Messenger RNA from Daldinia caldariorum, 1930 nucleotides. RefSeq lists its product as uncharacterized. The record is from RefSeq and is a predicted model, not a curated record. The coding region runs from base 309 to 1340 and encodes 343 amino acids. The transcript is spliced from 3 exons. Gene Ontology annotation, biological process: regulation of transcription by RNA polymerase II. Lineage: Eukaryota; Fungi; Ascomycota; Sordariomycetes; Xylariales; Hypoxylaceae. Gene Ontology annotation, molecular function: DNA-binding transcription factor activity, RNA polymerase II-specific; RNA polymerase II cis-regulatory region sequence-specific DNA binding.
GUCGGAAGGGUAUCGCAGGUUAAUAAAUCACAUCUAUUACGUAUGAUUACCUCUAGUGAGGGAGACCCACGACUCGACCGUAUACGUAGUGUACCUCGGACCAUGUACCAAAAUAAACCUGCUAAAUAAGUCAUUUGCUUUUGGUGCUUCGAAUGACAUAAAACAACUUUGGUUGACUCGCAUAUGCUGGCUGGCAUGUCUGUUUCCUCCAAGCCCAACUUUCGAAUGGACAAGCCACCUUUAUGAGUCGCAGCUAUUGGGAGACAUCCUUAAGUAGGAUAUCGUUCAACGAUUAGUAGUAAGUAUGUAUGAACCGUCGGGCUUUUUUUAAUUUUGACAUUCCGGAUAACCAACAAUCUGCGGGCGAUAUCACAGAUAGCUUAAGCAUAAUGAACCAAGUCGGCAAUUAUUCAGAUGCCCCAUGUGGCAGCGAGCCUGGUGGACCCUCCGUUGACGCAUCACCGGCCCAAACUCGCUCAUCAAACUCGCUAAUAAGACCAACUCACAUUCGGGCCUCUGAAAGACUUGCGAGUCGCCGUACCAAAACUCGAUCGACGUCGUCACGAUCUCAAUCGGACAAACUUGAAACGCCCGGAUUGUCAACCGGAUCGUCGGAAACGCCAGAAACUCACCUGUCACAACGAACCGUAACGCCUGAAGACCUUCCCAAUAAGAAGACGCGACAACGGAAACAACAAGCUAACGCCGACCUCAAUUCAAACGCCAACACCGCCAAUAGGAAAAAGUUUCUAGAGAGGAACCGUGCCGCGGCGACCAAGUGCAGAGAGAAGAAAAAAGAAUGGGUAGCAGAUCUGGAGGAGACAAGGUUUGACUUAGAGAGUCAGCACAACGACCUCAAGAAAGAGUAUAGCCACUUGAAAAAUGAGAUUAGCCUCAUAAAAUCGCAACUCAUGGAUCAUGCCAACUGCAGCGACCCCAACAUUGACAGGUGGAUCGAAAAUGAGGCAAAGAGCUUUGUACUGGGAGCAAGCGACAGAUACAACCAGAUGUUAACCGAUCUAGGCUUUACCCCUAAGCCACUGGAUCGUCAUGACAGCAUCUCUUCCACUGCGGGAUCCUCGGCAAUGCACGAGGCGGGCCUCGUGAGCCCAGUGACCCCAUCGCAAUCAUUCCAUCCCGGGGCUUUCAUGCCGUCCUCACCUAUCUUCUACCGCCCGGGUCUGAUGUCGAACUUCCCGGGGAUGGCGGAGCCGGUCCCGUGCGAGGGGUCAUAUCCAAUAAGCGCCUUGCAAAAUUCGACGGCCGAAGACGCCACUGGCUUCGGGGAAACACCAAUGUCAAACGAAUCUUUGCAAAUUCCCACCGUUUGGGAAGGCUGAAAUGGACAUAUAAAAAGACGGCGGGGGAACUAUACGCAGAUUUCGAGCGGUAUAUCCCUUAUACCCGAGAGCUCCGAGCACUUCACAGCUGUUCCCUUUCAGUUUCGUCGAAGCACAAGCUCAAUCAUAGCCAACAAUGCCGGUACGUAUAUCUGAUGAAAUUGGUGAGCGAUAAAAUAUACAAAUGGCGUUUUCGCAUUCUUGCGGAGAAAAAGGGGUUUCCUGCAAGGAAUUUUAGUCAGCUAUUCCUGCUUGUUUUCUUUCUCUUCGACUUCAAGGUUUUUCUUUUUGCAGAAUGUGUAACGAUGCAAAAAUCUCGCAAAGGAAAAAGGAUCAAUUAUGAUGAUGAAUAUUCUGAUGGUUUUGCUCUCCUCGAUAUCCUCGGUCUCGGGAAGGUUUAGGCUACGAAGGUUAGGAGAGAAGCAUGAGAGAGAGGAAAGGACUCUCCUUUAAUGUCAACCCGUGUAUUUUGGAUCGACUAGGAAAUAAUGACCGAAUGAGAUUAUCCCUAAUCAGCUCGGGUGCACUCUUCGUCACCGCGGGUGUCGUACACGGCUAACUCUGUACAAGUCCCAGGCGGGUCGUGAGCC